Molecule: messenger RNA, 713 nt
Organism: Drosophila sulfurigaster albostrigata
Lineage: Eukaryota; Metazoa; Arthropoda; Insecta; Diptera; Drosophilidae
Exons: 1
Coding region: 97-597 (166 amino acids)
Cellular component (GO): myosin II complex
Molecular function (GO): calcium ion binding
Source: RefSeq, a predicted model, not a curated record
GUCUCAAUUAUUAAAGUCUGCUUUCAAAUAAAUUUAUCACACUUCCUUCGCCUCUUUCCACAAUUCCACAUCAGCUGUCUUUAAACUCUCUUCACGAUGGAUACGGACUUUGAUUAUGGCACUCCACCACCAGAAGAACGCCUAAUACGAGAGCACACUUUAACUGCAGAACAGGAAGCAGAUUUAACGGAAGCUUUUACACUGUUUGAUACCAAAAAUCAAGGCUAUAUAUCUAUGAAGCAGUUGAAGGAUAUUAUGCAUGCAGUUGCACACAAUCCGCUGGAGCAUGAACUGCAGGAAUACUAUAAUGAAUACGAUCCCAAUAGUACAGAUGAAUUGUACCUCAGUGAUUUUCUGCAUCUGAUGUCAGAGCGUUAUAAGGACAUGACGCCGGAGGAUGAGGUUAUAUUGGCGUUUCAGGUCUUCGAUAAAGAUGAUAAUGGAUAUAUACAUGAAAAUGAAUUUCGACAAAUUAUGUCUACGAUGGGCGAUCCCAUGGACCCUGAUGAUGUCGAUCAGAUUAUACUCGAUGCCGAUUCGAAUACCGAGGGCAAUAUUCUCUAUAGAAAUUUCGUUGCCAUGAUGAGUGAAAAGUAAAGCAGGCGACGAUCAUUUGACAGUUUUAAGUUUCAAGUUUUGGAUACGAAUAACAAAUUAAAUGCUUCAGUCUGUAAAUACUCACAAAAUAGUUUAAAUCGACAAAAAACUCAAAA